AUGUUUAAAUUAGUUUAUAAGCGUAUAAUUCCUUUUGCCUUUAAUCGUGCUAAUUCAGGAUACAUUCUUUCUAAAUCUAAUAAUGGCACUUUAAUACCUAUAACUCGUCGUUAUGUUAAUCAACUCUCAACACAAACAGAGAAACUAGUGUCAAAAAAAUAUGAAUCACCCCAAUUCAAUACAAAGAUUAUGAAUUUCCUUUAUAGUCAUAAACAAAGUCCCAUCCCAACGUCAGAAAAAAACGUAGUCUUGACUAAUUGUCCUCAUUGCUAUAAAGUACGAAAAAAUAGUUUUGCCGCACAUCUUAACCUUGAAAAGGGCAGCUAUCAUUGUACGACAUGUAAAACAAAAGGAAGUUUUAGUGAAUUUAGAAGGACUCUCAAGAAAAAGGUGCCAUCCCAACUAGAAUCUGAAAAGUUUACAAUUACAACACCAGGUAGUAAUUUGGCUAACUCAGUCAAUAAUAAUAGCACUUCUAUUUCGAAUUCUCAAUUAGAAUGUACAACAGCAUUAAUAAACGAUCCUGUGUUGUUGGAUCAGUUUCAAGAAAAACAUAAAAUUACAAAAGAAACAUUAGAGACGUAUAAAGUUGGCAUCAAGCAAGUGCAAGAUACCUCUUGUUUGACAUUCCCUCAAACAACACUUAUUUAUGAUGAUGAGUUUAAGAUAAACACAAUGCGGCUCAAAAUGUGCUCGUUAGAGGAUCCUACACAAGUUGUGCGAUUAGAUCCGCCUACAACAGGAAAAGAGAGAACAUCUGGCCUUUUUGGUUAUCAAACAGCUUCAACGACAGAUGAUACAAUCAUAUUAACUAGACGUGAAUUAGAUGCUAUGGCAGCAUAUCAAGUAACUGGUAUACCCUCAUUUUCCAUUCCAACAUCUAAUUAUCAGCUUCAAGAAUCUGUUUUGCCCUUAUUAGAAAGAUUUAAUAAAAUAUAUUUGUGGAUGGAUGAUGACGUUGAUGGUCAAGUCGCUGCUGAACGAUUUGCACGUAAAUUAGGAGAACAUCGUUGUUUCUUGAUCAAUAAUAUACGCCAGGGUGAUCAGCAGGGGCCUCUGAACGCAUAUGAUGCUCUUCUUCAAAAUCGAGAUCUUAAGGAAAUCGUAGCUGCCUCUGCUCAUGGAAUUAAGCAUGAUCAAAUUGUUGAUUUCCGAGAUGUUCGUGAAGAGGUCUAUAACGAAAUCUUACAUCCUGAGCAAACUCAAGGUGUACAGUCAAAAGAUUUACCAACGUUAAAUAAACUUUUAAAAGGUCAUCGUCCUGGUGAGUUAACGAUCUUUACAGGACCCACAGGAGCUGGUAAAACUACAAUCGCUAGUCAGUUAAGUUUAGAUUUUUGUAAAUCAGGUGUACCUACAUUAUGGGGAUCAUUUGAGAUUAUGAAUAGACGACUAGCUAAAAAGAUGCUGUUUCAAUUUGCUGGAAAGGAUUUAAGUAAAACUCCAGAAGAGUUUGAUCAAUAUGCAGAUCAAUUCGAGCAGUUACCCCUUUAUUUUUUAAAAUUUUUUAGUAGCACAGCAAUUCAUGAUGUAUUACAAGCCUGUCAUCAUGCCGUCUAUUCUUAUGAUAUACGACACAUUAUACUCGAUAAUUUACAAUUUAUGCUGUCACAACAAGCUGGAAAUGGUUUGGAUAAAUGGGAUAUCCAGGAUAAUGCAAUUGCUGAAAUUCGAAAGUUUGCCACUCAACAAGAUGUUCAUAUAACCUUGGUUGUUCAUCCUCGAAAAGAUAAUGGUACAAGCGAUCAAUUAGAUAUUCAUUCAAUCUUUGGUAGUGCCAAGGUUACUCAAGAAGCUGACAAUGUCAUUAUUCUACAAAAAGAAAGAUCAGGUGAAAGACGUUUGGAUAUUAAAAAGAAUAGAUAUGACGGUACUUUGGGAACCAUCCGAUAUGUAUUCAAUAAAGACACACAUAAGAUUUAUGAAUCAAUAGAUGAAGGAAGACAAUAUAGAAAAGAUAACGAUCCUAGGCAAAGUAUUAAAACUGUUUUUUAUAAGAAUAAGUAA
Cokeromyces recurvatus is the source of this 2007-nucleotide messenger RNA. Its product is annotated as P-loop containing nucleoside triphosphate hydrolase protein. Bases 1 to 2007 code for a protein of 668 amino acids. The transcript has 3 exons. Gene Ontology annotation, biological process: DNA replication. Gene Ontology annotation, molecular function: single-stranded DNA binding; 5'-3' DNA helicase activity; ATP binding. The record is from RefSeq and is a predicted model, not a curated record. Lineage: Eukaryota; Fungi; Mucoromycota; Mucoromycetes; Mucorales; Mucoraceae.